UUUACGAUUUUUGACAUAUGUCAAACAAAUUGUAGUAAAAUGUGAACAUAUCGAAAAGUGCACAAUCCAAUCGGAAAAAUGAACAAUUUCUACGCACUCUCCUACUUGAACGCCUUGGAACUGAAUCCGGUGGAGGUUUGUCCGGAGCAAGAUCUCCAAGACCAGAAGAACUUUCGCUACUCCAUUUUCCCAGUAAACGCACUGCCCAAACCCGAAACACCCCCGGAUAUUAAGGAAGACGUUCAAGAGUCCAAGCAUUUCCUUGCGCCGUUCCUCAAAACGGGACAGGACAACGUGCCAAGGACCAUCAAAGAGACAAACCAGGAGAAAAGGAGACCAUUCAGUUGUGAUUUGUGUGGAAAAACGUUCUUACUAAAGCACCAUUUGACCAAUCAUUCUAGAACGCAUACAGGGAUCAAGCCACACCGGUGUGAUCAGUGUGGAAAAUGUUUCACCCAGAAACAUUGUUUGAACACUCAUUUGUUGUUGCAUUCUAGUGACAGGCCUUAUCAAUGCAGGGAGUGCAAGAAAAACUUCACUCUAAAACACCAUCUAAUCACACACAUGAGGGUGCACACCAGAGAGAAACCUUUUGUAUGUGUCGACUGUGGUCAAAGUUUCCCCUUGAAAAGGCAUUUAAUAACGCACAGUAAAUUUCAUGCUGGUGAAAGACCAUUCUUGUGUGAGGAAUGUGGAGAGUCAUUUGCACAAAAGGAUCAUCUGGUGAUGCAUUCAAGAUUCCAUGGCUCAACAAACUCUUUUGCCUGCAACGAAUGCGGCCUAACAUUCACCCGAAAAUUCGAACUGGUAAAUCACGGAAGAGUCCACGGAAAACAACCACUUUCUUGUCCCGUUUGCAACAAGGAGUUUUUGCAAAAUCGCACCCUAGUAGCGCACAUGAGGCAACACUCCCAAUUUACUCUGCCUUGUUACACGUGCGGCGAAACAUUCCAACGCAAGGAAGACCUGAUCUCGCACUCACAAACGCGUCACCCCAAAUCGCAACUGGACCUCAUUUACAAACCUCUGAGCUGCCUACAGUGCCCAUCCACUUUCAGCACCCACGAGGCUUUGGCGUUGCACGUGAAAAUCCACGUGGGUAAUUCCGGCGCUCCCAAGCCGGAGACCGUGAAGAAGUUCGUCUGUGAUAAAUGUUCGAAGGCCUUCAGCGCGGAGCACGGACUUAAGCAGCACCAGAAGAAGAACCCGGACGGUCUGUGUGCGGUCAGGUCGUUCGUUUGCGACGUAUGCAACAAGGCGUUCCUGCAGAAGAACCAUCUGCAGUUGCAUCAGCGGCAGCAUAUGGAUACUAGUCGAAAAAGUGUAGAUUAAAUUGUAAUUGUGCACAUGUAGGAAGCAUAGGCCUUAUUUAAGUACUAAUUUAUUCACGAUAGGAUUAGGUUUGAAAUGUCUGUCGAAUGGUUCGAUUUGUUUUUGUGCAAUUGUUUCUUAUGAUUAAGUUAUAAAUAUGUAUUGAUAUUA
Molecule: messenger RNA, 1482 nt
Organism: Aethina tumida (small hive beetle)
Lineage: Eukaryota; Metazoa; Arthropoda; Insecta; Coleoptera; Nitidulidae
Product: zinc finger protein OZF
Exons: 4
Coding region: 79-1332 (417 amino acids)
Source: RefSeq, a predicted model, not a curated record